GUAAAGAAAACCGAUUUUGCAUGAAUUUGGUUUCUGCAGGCGUAAUGGGAGGCUUGUGGCGAUUUCCGAAAAUGGGCAACCAGCAGUUCAACUUUUGAAACCGACGCACAAUUUACACGCUUUGUCGUCUUACAUUUUGCCAUGCCUGUGAUUUCUACGGAAUAUAUAGCGAUUGGCUGUAAUCGUACGACUCAUGCCGCUGCCUGGGGUAUGAAUGGUCUUGUUGCCUUUGGUGCAAGCCAACUGAUCGCCCUUUAUAACCCUUUGGAUAAAACGAGUCAGGGAAUUCUAGAAACGUUACCAGGACAUACCGAUCGCGUAAUUUGCGUUGAUUUCAUUGAACGAGGUCAUGAAGGGGAUCUACACGACGUCGCACUCGUCUCGGGUUCUGCAGAUAAAACAGCCAAAAUAUGGAAAAAGCAUAACGAUAUGUGGGUGAACUCGGCAACGCUGGAAGGUCACCAAGGUGCAGUCGAGGCUAUUGGCUGUAUGCGUGCACGAUCAAUUGCAGCGGAUCAAGGCGAUAUUAUUGCUACAGGCGCAACAGACGGAACGAUUCGUAUUUGGAAACGACAUAUCAAAAGCGAUACUGAGGAUCAAUUGACACUACUGCAAGUCCUUGAUUCUGGCAACAAAUAUCCAACAGCACUUGCUUUAUCAUAUCUUCCAGAAACCACAAUUCCAAUCCUUGCAUGUGCACAUACCGACAAAAAGAUCACUAUUUAUAUCUAUCAACACGACAAGUUCGAAAAGGGACACGUCUUACAAGGCCACGACAACUGGGUCCGCUCGCUUGCCUUUGCUACAUACACCGGAUCUCAGGUCAACGCAACAGCUACCAACCAUACUUUGAGAGAAGGUGAUCUUAUGCUCGCAAGUGGUUCGCAAGAUCGGUACAUACGUCUUUGGAAAGUCUCACCACAUACACCUGCCGCGCCAGCAAAGUCGGCGCCAUUCAAACAAGACCAACAAAAUGAUGGUUUGACGGAUGAUUUACUUCAAGCUUUGCAAGAAAGUGCUUUAACAGGCGAAGCAGUCGAAUUGAGCACCAAAGCGCACCUUGUGGAGGUUAAGGAUUCAUCCGAUCCUUCCAAAAAACGGCAAUAUUCGCUCAUGUUUGAAGCUCUUCUGAUGGGUCACGACGAUUGGGUUUAUAGCGUAUGCUGGGAACGGCCACGGAUGGAAAAAGAUGCCAAUGGUGCUGCCCGCUAUAUACAGCCUAUGCGCCUAUUGUCGGCAUCGAGUGAUAAGUCCAUGAUGAUUUGGAGCCCUGAUCCAGCAACAGGUGUUUGGGUGAAUGAGGUACGAAUGGGUGAUAUUGGUGGUAACAAUUACCUCGGCUUUUGUGGUGCUUUGUUCAGUCCUGAAGGGCAUCACGUUUUAUCACAUGGUGCCAACGGCUCGUUCCAUUUGUGGAAAGAUAUUUCAUCAGAUCCCGAUGAUAACCGAUGGGCUCCUGAAGUUUCCAUCAGCGGUCACUUUAAGGCUGUAGAAAGCGUAAAAUGGGACCCCAAGUCUCGUUUCCUUUUAUCUGCUAGUUUGGAUCAAAGCACUCGGCUCUUUGCUCCUUGGUGUAGAGAAGUGGAUGGCCAAAAAGUGACUACGUGGCAUGAAAUGGGACGCCCCCAAAUUCAUGGAUACGAUCUUAAAUGUCUAUCGUUCAUUCAUGACUGGCAAUAUGUCAGUGGCGCUGACGAAAAGGUUUUGCGUGUGUUUGAUGCACCAAAAUCCUGCGUCGCCAGUUUGGCUGAGCUGACAGGAGAGAAGAACAUGGCUGUUGAAACGGAAAGUCGCCCUGUAGGUGCCAAUCUACCUGCACUUGGUUUAUCAAACAAGGCCGUGUUCGAGGGCGACAUCAGCGAAAUGACCGACGCUGCGGACGAAGAUCAUACAGCCAUCCAAAGCUACGCGCACUCAUCUUCCACGCCAACAUCCUUAAUGGAGGUCAUGAAUCAUCCACCUUUCGAAGAGCAUCUUUUACAACACACAUUAUGGCCAGAAGUCGAAAAACUGUACGGUCACGGCUACGAAAUCAUUUGUGUCGAAGCAACCCACGACGGGAAGUACAUUGCAUCUGGAUGCAAGGCUGCCACACCUGAGCACGCUGUCGUUCGUCUCUUUGACACAUCCAACUGGAAGGAAAGCAAGACAAAGAUUGCCGCACAUACAUUGACAGUGACGCGGGCUCGUUUCUCACACAAUGAUGAUUGGCUAUUGACGGUUUCUCGAGACCGUUUCUGGUCACUUUCAAAGCGAGUUCAAGGCGACCCAGAGACGCCGUAUCAGCUGGUAGCAAAGAACAAGGCACAUGCUCGUAUUAUCUGGGAUUGCUCAUGGAGUCAUGACGAUACUAUGUUUGCGACCGGCUCCCGCGACAAGUCAAUCAAGAUCUGGACACAACAAGGAGAGACAUGGGGUUGUGUUGCUACCAUCAAAUGCGUCGAAGCUGUGACAGCAAUCGAAUUUGCACCAGCACAAGUCGAUGGACAAUAUCUGCUUGCAGUCGGUCUAGAGGAUGGCCAGCUUCAAUUGUUGGGCGCAGCCACUGCUGGCGAAUGGGGAUCAUGGCACAAUGUCGAUAAACGAUCAUGCCAUGUUGGUGUGGUCCGUUCGCUGUCAUGGCGAACCCAUGAUGGAGCAUUCCAACUGGCUUCCGCUGGUGAAGAUCACUCUGUACGAAUCCUAAACGUGAAAGCUUAACAUCUUUCCCCUUGUAAUAUCAUAUGUAUUUUCCUUGCACAUAUACAACCGUCCUUCUAUUCUUUUUUUGCUUUUCCUUUCUACAUACUCAAUCACUUAGAAAACUAUUGAAAGUUUACUUACCAAU
Molecule: messenger RNA, 2827 nt
Organism: Zychaea mexicana
Lineage: Eukaryota; Fungi; Mucoromycota; Mucoromycetes; Mucorales; Lichtheimiaceae
Product: WD40-repeat-containing domain protein
Exons: 13
Coding region: 142-2700 (852 amino acids)
Biological process (GO): tRNA wobble uridine modification
Cellular component (GO): elongator holoenzyme complex
Molecular function (GO): protein binding
Source: RefSeq, a predicted model, not a curated record